GUCUGAUGUUUUCUCUCCAGUUUUGUUCUUUCAAGAGGGUGUUUCUCUGUCAGUUCAAGUCGCCCUAUGUCUCAAAUCAAGCAUUCACAAGCUUGACCACGUGUGUGAACUUUUAUAUCAAUGGUUUCAAAUUGAAACAGCUUGGGCAAAACGACCUUCUGCCGUUGAUCACACUUUCCAAGGGCCAGUCUACAUGGAUCACAAAGACUUUGAGGAAUUCUUGAAUCAUCAAAGUUGAACUGCUUUUUGUAGUUGUUUUGAAUUUUGCUGACCAAAAAUGGUGUCAAUUCACGAUUUCCUUUUCUAAGACACAUGAUUCAAACAACUUUUCUGUUCUCAUCAUGACUUUUUGCAUGAUUAGGCAUUUUCAAUUUAUUUCAUGAGAAAAGGUUAAAAAAUCAAUCUUCAAAAGCUUUGAUUUGUAGUAAACUGCCUUUUCCCGGAUUUUUUUGGUAAAUUCUUAAAAAUAUUUUAAUCCGGCUCCAACUGGAAAAUCUGAAGUAAACGUUGAAUGUGAUUUUCUUUCACUUUUGGAUGUUGAGUAUGAAACUUCGCACAGAGUUUUCAACACCAUAAAAAAGUCACUCGAGAAUAUAGAAGUCGUAAAUUGCAAUAAAAAACUAGUUGGAUUUGGUGCGGAUGGCGCAUCCGUUAACAGAGGGAGCAAGUCAGGCGUUAAAAUGUUGCUCAAGGCUGAAGUCCCCUGGAUCACGUUUGGCUGGUGUGUAGCACAUCGUCUCGAGUUAUCAUUAAAAGAAAAAUUAGGAAAAACAGCCUCAUUCAAUGACGUUGAUUACAUGAUUUUAAAAAUGCAUUACAUUUACAAAAAAUCCCCCAAAAAGUUAAGACAUUUGGGUGAACUCGUUUCUAUUAUAGAAGAUGAUGAAUAUAACAUUGGUGGUUUCCGACCUAAGAAAGCCUCCGGUACACGAUGGAUUUCACAUAAAGUUCAGGCUUUAGAAAUGAUUUUAGAUAAAUACGGUGUUUAUUUAACACAUCUGGAAAAUAUGACUGAAGAUAUAACAUUUACCAAUGCUGAAAGAGCUAAGUUUAAAGGAUACCACAAAAAGUGGAUUCAUGCUAGAAUGCCUCUUUAUAUCGCGUUGUUUAUUGAGAUUUUAGCACCAGCAAAGAUGUUGUCAAAAUGUUUUCAAAGUGAUGAGAUAGAUGUGUUGGCUUCAUCAGGGUUUGUUCAACAAGCUAAAAGCCAUUUAAAUCGUAUUCAAAAAACAAAGUUUAUUAAUUUGCCAACAGUAAAACGUUUUCAAAGCCAAAGUGACUGAAAAAGAAGGAAAGUUUUAUUUCCAGGGUGUUGCACUUAACGACUUUGUAAAUGCUAAACAUUUAGUAAAGUCUAAAUCUAUUCAUAUCGAGUUGGUAACAAAUUCAAUCAUAGAGCGUUUGGAAACAAGCGAUACUAUUACUGAUAUGUAUGGUACAAAAGUUUUAAAUACAGAAGGUUGGCUUCAAAGUAUUGAAAAUGAAACAUUCCUGGAUGAAGGAAUAGAAAAUCUUUUUGACUUUUAUAGAGCGCCGUUGCGACAUGCUGGUUUUGCAGGAACUGUAAAUGAUGUUUUGGAUGCUUGGCAUAGCUUGGUAAACUACACUGUAAAAUAUUUAGCACCACAUAAUACCGGUUAUCGUAAGUUAUGGCAUCAAAUUUUUUCUAGCUCAAUGAAAAAUGAAUCGGUUCCGGUUUUACUUAUUGCCGAACUAUUAUUUACUUUGCCUGUUUCUAAUGCGAAAGUUGAACGCCUUUUUUCACUAAUGAAUAGAGUAAAAACGGAUACAAGAAACUCUCUGAAAGAGAAACGUUUAGAAAAUUUAAUUUGAGUAAGUUUCGAUGAAAAAGAUUCCAAUUUAUUUGAUUUAAGUUCUGCUAUCGAGUUAUGGACUAAUGAUGCCGUGCGAAGGCCAAAACAAUCAGUAAGAAAAUGCUAUUCCAAAAAAGCAAAAAAAGCAGGAUUAAAAACAAUAAUCGACUUGGAUUCAUCAUCUAACGAAUCAAGUAAUGAAUAGCGCAAAACAAGAUUAUUUUUUCUCACCUUUUUUUAGUUUAAAAAAGUUUUAAUAAUCAAAUAUUGGUUAAAAAGUUCAUUACCUUUUUAUUGUGUCAUUUUUGUUAAAAAACGAUCAUUAUAUAAAAAACAAUUGUUCGAGUCACAAAAAAUAUUUUUACGUCACUUAAAAGGCAACGCGUUGAAGUGAAAAAGUGAAUUAAGAGCUAAGUUUAAAAGUAAAAACUAUAAACGAUAACGCGGACGUACGCUGUUGUAUUUAAAAACCAAUAGCGUUCAGCUAGUGUUCUAAAAAUAGAUUUUUUUAGUACUAAAAGGCAUUAAGGUAAAGAUAUUUUAGAAAAUUGCACAAAAUCAAUAGAAUUUUCUAAAACGCACUUUAUUGUAGGUUGAUAGCGGUAAAACAAACAAUUUGACGUCACCUAAAAUGUACGCUAUUAAAGAAAAAGUUAAGAAAAAUUUGAUCGUCUGGAUAAUUUUUUGGUCGUCUACUUUAUUACUUUUAUUAUUUCUGCCGAUCAGUGUUGAUCGGCAACCUUCAAAUAAUUAUU
This is a messenger RNA of Hydra vulgaris (swiftwater hydra), 2569 nucleotides long. Lineage: Eukaryota; Metazoa; Cnidaria; Hydrozoa; Anthoathecata; Hydridae. The record is from RefSeq and is a predicted model, not a curated record.